AUGGCCCAAACCAAUACAAUCGACCGCUAUUUACCCAGACUCAAGCAGGACGAUGCCGGGGCGCGGACACAUGGCGUUAAGAGGACCAGGCAGGACGACGCCGGGGCGCGUAAUCAUAGCAUCAAGAAGAGUAAGCAGGACAGCGCAGAAGCAGGAAGACAUAUGGUUAAGACGACCAAGAAGAACAGGCGCCAUUUUCCUUUCCUCCGACUACCAGGAGAAGUCAGGAAGAAGAUAUACCGUCUAAUGGCUGGGGAAUUUUUCGAUGGCUAUUUCCACAAACUUAAUGAACAGCCAGCCAUCACGCGUGUGAGCAGGCAACUCCGCGCCGAAGCACUUCCAAUCUGCUUCGAGAAGCCAAUCAAGCUCGAGCUCCAGUCGUCAAAAGUCCCUGGAGACUGGGUCAAGUCCGUCAAAAAGGCCAUUGCUCUGUAUCGCGGUAAAUCUCGCUCGCGGGCUUCUGGCACGUUGCGCCACGUCACUGGUGUGCACUUGUCCUUCGAAGCGUCACCGCAAGCGUGGAGUCAGCGUCCGGGGCUUAUCAUCAGCGUAGACAUGCUGAGCAACCCGAAGGGAAUGAUGAGAAGGCAGCCUUGUGCCUUUAACGGGAUGACGCCUGUGAUGAUUGGGAAGCCUGGUAUGGACUGGACGAAUGCCUCGGCCGUUCGGGCUGCGUGCGACGAUGCGGCGGUCCAGCUUGAAAAGCAAGUGGCAAAAGUUCUUCCUAGCCGCGGGGCCGCGCAAUAUGAAGCAAUACAUCGCAUCGCAGCCGACCAGAGGGCGGCGCUGGAUGCCGUACGUGUUUUGGCAUCGGCAUGCCCUUGGAUGACCAAGGUUGCCUGCAUUGGCGACUUUUCGGAAUUCGUUCCCCGAUAUUGA
Messenger RNA from Diaporthe batatas, 879 nucleotides. RefSeq lists its product as uncharacterized. The transcript is spliced from 2 exons. Bases 1 to 879 code for a protein of 292 amino acids. Lineage: Eukaryota; Fungi; Ascomycota; Sordariomycetes; Diaporthales; Diaporthaceae. The record is from RefSeq and is a predicted model, not a curated record.